CUUGCUCGUCGAAGUCGCCACUGUAGUGUGUCUCCAGCAGUUUGGUCCUGAGCUCUCCAUAUCCUCACCCACAUGUCCUACUUCCUUCCACACCUGCCCAGCGGCUGGCAUGUCGACGAAGCCAUCAAGUCUGAAGAGGACCGUAUCGUCGUAAUUCGCUUUGGCCAUGACUGGGACCAUCAAUGCAUGACGAUGGACGAGACCCUCUACUCUGUCGCAGAGAAAGUGCAAAACUUUGCAGUCAUCUACCUCGUAGAUAUCACCGAGGUCCCGGACUUUAACAAGAUGUACGAGUUAUACGAUCCGUGCACCGUCAUGUUCUUCUAUCGUAACAAACAUAUCAUGAUUGAUCUCGGAACUGGUAACAACAACAAGAUAAACUGGGCAAUGAAUCACAAACAGGAGCUGAUUGACAUCAUUGAAACUGUUUACCGCGGAGCCUCCAAGGGCCGUGGUCUUGUCGUAUCACCAAAAGAUUAUUCCACCCGUUACAGAUAUUAGACUGAUCUCCGUGCCUCUCGCACUCUUCUACCCUGUACUUGUACCAAAUUAUGUAUAGCAACAAACGUGAUGCAUGUUUGUGUGUUUCCCACUUUUUACUGUUAUCGAAUGUUCAAGAGUAACCCCAUUGAUAUUGUUUUUCCUCGACGAUCACUACAAGAGAAGAAAUUCUGUCAUAACGCUUCGUAAC
Molecule: messenger RNA, 691 nt
Organism: Suillus subalutaceus
Lineage: Eukaryota; Fungi; Basidiomycota; Agaricomycetes; Boletales; Suillaceae
Product: mitosis protein DIM1-domain-containing protein
Exons: 6
Coding region: 73-501 (142 amino acids)
Biological process (GO): mRNA splicing, via spliceosome
Cellular component (GO): spliceosomal complex; U5 snRNP; U4/U6 x U5 tri-snRNP complex
Source: RefSeq, a predicted model, not a curated record